This is a messenger RNA of Nyctereutes procyonoides (raccoon dog), 2891 nucleotides long. RefSeq names its product coiled-coil domain containing 8 (gene CCDC8). Gene Ontology annotation, biological process: microtubule cytoskeleton organization; regulation of mitotic nuclear division. The coding region runs from base 913 to 2430 and encodes 505 amino acids. NCBI's taxonomy places the organism in Eukaryota, Metazoa, Chordata, Mammalia, Carnivora, Canidae. Gene Ontology annotation, cellular component: 3M complex. The transcript has a single exon. The record is from RefSeq and is a predicted model, not a curated record.
UGGCCCCAAGGAGGCCCGGAGCGCGGCCACACCCCUGUGGGGGAGGGGAAUAAGGGCGCCCCGAAGGGAGUGGACAGCCCCCCUGUCAGUCUUCCCGAGUCCGGGAGUGUAAGAUGAGAAGGGGAAGGUGGGCCUCACCCGAGGGGAGAGCGAGGAGGAACUUCCUGCCCGCGCGCGCUCCUCGGCGCCGAGCGCACGGGCUGGGGACGCUGUGGGCGCGUCAAGGUCGGCCUGGACUGGGGUGGCCGCCUGCCCGGGGGCGGGAGACCCUGGCGGGGCUGGGCUGCGGCCUCCAAGCGCCUCGGCCAUAUUGAAGAGCCGUCUUUGUGUGCGAAGGCCUCUCCCAAGCUGCAGGCGCGUCGCCGAGGCAGGAAGAGCCACGGGGCAGCCCGUGCGCCCCCACUAGCUUGGAGCCGGGACUCCACGUCUGCAGCUGGCGGUGGGCUUCGAGCCCCAGGACUCGCCUCUCCCGGGCUCACGUAAGCAUCCUGGGGAUUGAUUCCCGCCAGUCCUCGGUGGUGGGCGGGGAGCCGGACUUGGUCAAGACUGGACUUUGGGGCGGGCAGAGGAGUCGGGAGGGGUUGGCUCAUCCUUGGCUGCAGAGGUGAGACCCUCCCUGGGGGCAGUUCUGCUGGGACCCCCAGCCCCAAGACUCAGGCCUAUUUGUAGUUUGGGGUCGUUGCCCCCAGCCCAGAUUUCACCCUGGAGAUCUUAAAGACCCUCGAGAAAAGCCACGUGGGGGGCUGGUUCCCCUGGGGCUUCCUCCCAUCCCCCGACUCCCUGAUCCUCUGGAGCGUCCCUGAUGUGUGCAAAGAUGUGGAUCUGGACGUCCUCGUGGAAGCCUUGAAGCCCGUGGGGACCUUUAAGAAGAUUGGCAAGGUGUUCCGCAGGGAGGAGGACUCCACGGUGGGGAUGCUGCAGAUCGGGGAGGACGUCGACUAUUUGCUCAUCCCCCGGGAAGUCAGGCUGGCCGGAGGCGUGUGGAGGGUCAUCUCCAAGCCCGCCACCAAGGAGGCGGAAUUUCGGGAGCGGCUGAUCCAGUUUCUGGAGGAAGAAGGCCGCACAUUGGAGGACGUGGCCCGCAUCAUUGAGAAGAGCACCCCACACCCGCCCCAGCCCCCCAGAAAGCCCAAGGAGCCCCGAGAGAGGAGGAGAGUCCAGCAGAUGGUGACCCCUCCCCCACGCCUGGUCGUGGGCACCUAUGACAGCAGCAAUGCCAGCGACAGCGAGUUCAGUGACUUCGACACUUCCAGAGACAAGCGUGACAAGGGUGACAAAGGUCACAAAGGUGCAGGGCGCAGCAGGAAGGUGCGCAAAAUGCCAGUCAGUUACCUGGGCAGCAAAUUUCUAGGGAGCGACCUGGAGAGCGAGGACGACGAGGAACUGGUGGAGGCCUUCCUGCAGCGAGGGGAGAAGAAGCCCAGCGCGCCACCUGCCCGCCGCCGGGUGAACCUGCCAGUGCCCAUGUUCGAGGACAACCCCAGGCCGCAGCUGUCCAAGGCUGACAGGUGGCGAGAGUAUGUCAGCCAGGUGUCCUGGGGGAAGCUGAAGCGGAGGGUGAAGGGUUGGGCGCCCAGGUCCAGCCCAGAGGUGGGCGAGGCCCGGCAGGCCUCUACCAGGCUGGAGAGGGUUGGGGCGUCCGUGCUGGGCAGAGCCAGCCGGGGGGUUAAUGUGGGCAACACAGGAGCUGAGCAGAUGCCUGAGAGUCCCCCAAGACGAUGGAAGCCCAAAAUCAACUGGGCCUCUUUUCGCCGUCGCAGGAGGGAAGAAGCAGCAUCCCCAGAGGAGGGGGCAGAGGCUGUAGAUGAUCAGAGGGCAGAGGCUGCAGAUGACCAGGGGGCUGAGGCUGCAGAUGACCAGGGGGCUGAGGCUGCAGAUGAUCAGGGGGCUGAGGCUGCAGAUGAUCAGGGGGCUGAGGCUGCAGAUAAUCAGAGGGCAGAGGCUGCAGAUGAUCAGAGAGUAGAGGCCAUACCUGUCCAGGGGGCAGAGGCUGAGGAUAAUCCAGGGGCAGAGGCCAUAGCUGUCCAGAGGGCAGAAGUUACAAGUAGUCAGGGGGAAGGGGCUCCAGAUAAUCAAAGGGCAGAGGUCCCAGUUGUCCAGGGGGCAGAGGCUGCAUCCGAUGGGGCAGAAGCCAUAGCCAACCAGAGGGCAGAAGCCGCACAUAACCAAAGGGCAGAAGCCCCAGCUGCCCAGGUGGCCACAGGGACAACCCAAGGAGCUAAGGCCCGGAAACAGGUCAAGACAGUGAGGUUCCAGACCCCUGGACGUUUUUCAUGGUUUCACAAACGCCGGAGAGCCUUCUGGCACACUCCCCGGUUGCCAACCCUGCCCAAGAGAGUCCCCAGGGCAGGCGAGGCCAGGAGCCUUAGGGUGUUAAGGGCAGAGGCCAGAGCAGAAGCAGAGCAGGGAGAGCGAGAAGACCAGCUGUGAGGUGAGGGCAGGGGUGCCCUGGGGCUCGCAGCCACCUGCCAUGCCAUCACCACUCUGGGCUCGGCCCUCCCUCCCCUGCGCUUGGGUGGAGAUGCCCUUCCUGCCACCAUACUUGAAAAUGCAAGUGGACAAGGGUCGGGCAGUGGUCCUCCCAUCUCCACCCCGCACCCCUCUUUCCUGUUAAAAGUUUAUCUUUCAUGCAUUGAUUUUUUUUUUUAAAGACUCUAGUCACCCAAGGAAUGUAAAGAAACAGAGCCAUACAAAGGGGUUGCAUCACUCAUGAUUUUAACUUCUCAAAUACGACUCCAGGUGCUCAGCUUGGCUGGGGCAGGAUGCGAGGGAGAAAUUUCCUCCCCUCCCCCUUUCUCUUCUUUUCUCCUGCACACUUAACAUUGACGCCUCCUUGAACUUAAGAAAAAGGGGCGCGAGCCGACAUGCAAAUAAAAAUGCUUACCACGUGA